UGUUUCAGGAAGUGGUUUUAAUUCCAGAAAGUUGUAAACAAAACACUGACAGCUAUUCGGUUAGCUUUUAACUACAACUGCAUGAACGGGGAACUGCUUGUGUAAACAAUCGUGUUACUCGCCAUUUCUGGGUGUAUCUUUAAAAUGUUGCCGACUUGGUUCUUUGUCUGACGUUAAAAUACUAAUUCGGAUUUUGUUUCUUGUACUAUAUCGGAAGAGCUAACAUUAGCUGUGUUCGCGCGUUGAGAAAGGCACACCAUCGCAUGUAAAGUGGAUUUUCAAGGCACCCCUGUCAUCCGAAAACGCCAAGAAAUCGGAUAACGUCACAGAUUUCUUUUCCUUUUUGCUGUAAUUGCAACAUCAAGGCGGUGUGCAGGACGAGCAUGUCGACGUCCAACGCUAAUUUCAAAAAUAAGUGCGUCGCCCAGGUUAACUGCAUCUUUUGUGACAGCGUGCUCUGUACGAGAGGCAUGAAAUCGGUGCUUCUUGCAGACUCCGAGGUUCAGCUGUUUUCCACUGAUAUACCUCCAAAUAGAACUGUUGACUUUGUGGCCAGCUGCUACUCGACUGAAAGCUGCAAGUGCGCACUGAGAGACAUUGCAUGUCUCAAGUGUGGUAAUGUAGUUGGCUAUCAUGUUGUGGCCCCCUGUAAACCCUGUCUGCUCUCCUGUAAUAACGGACACUUGUGGAUGUUCAACAGUGACGCCGUUUCCAAUGUCAACAGAUUGGAUGCUUCAGGUCUGUUCAAACAGUCUCAAUCUGCUUCUGUGGAGAGAUCUGCCCGAACUGGACGACGGUGAAAACGAGGAACCUGAAAGCCCGUCCGAGGAGGAGUGCAUCAGGUAAAGAUGGAAAUGGAUGAGACACUUUGCAGCAGCUACCAGUGGAGAGGUGGGAUCGUAGGAGUGAAAGACAAGGACGACCUUAAAGUGUAAUUUAAAAUCACAUAGGACUUAAAAGGCGCUGCUUUAUUUCGGCUAAAUUACGCCUGAAGCCACGCCCCAAUCAAUGAUGUCACAGCAAGUGUUUGGCCUUGGGCAAGCGGCAGAACACCUGCUCUGACACACACGGGGAUUAGUCGGGCCUGAAGGAUGGCACACUCCAAAGGUUGACUCCCCAGAAAACAGCGUGAUGGUUGUGCUUCUUAUCACGAUGUGUUCCUGCUGUGUAAAUUGCGAUUAAAUCAUCACCAGCUUUUGCUGUCAAGCUAAAGGUACGCCCAUAAACAAUCAUUAAAUCUCAUACUGUGCUUAAAUUAAGCUGGAAUUUCUGACUAAUCAGUGAGCCAAUAUUUAACAAGAAUCAAGUUAUUUAUGCUCCUCAUUUCUGAAUCAUGACGAUUGUGGUAUUCCCGUUUUAAUGUUUUAACAUUCGUUUGGCUAUAGUACCUUUUGAAAUCCACGUUGCCCUCCUUGAGACCAUGCUAAGAUGCUGAAGUUAGCAUGCUUUGUCCUUUCUAUUGAAGCAAAAACAAAUUCCUGCUCUGCAGUUGUUUUUUGUUUGUGCACAAGCAGGUUGGCAAAACAAACUUAUCAAUAAGACUGACAGUCUCCAUAACAAUUGUCAUUUUAGUGAACCACUAAAACUGUUAUUUAAGACCAAAUACUUCCACAUGCUUCCUUUUUGUUUACAAUCUUCGUUUACAAGUGCAUUGUUUUGUAAUGUGCAUUUAAUAUAUUUCAUAUUUCAUUUGAUGUUUGCUUUUGUACGGUUGGGUGUAUGUGUUUGUGUCGGUCUACCACAAGAAGGUAUCUGAACUUUCUCUGGUUAGGACAAUAGUAUAAUCCGAUAUGAUAAUAAUAAUGAUGAAAAAAAUGUUAGUGUUUAUGAAGUGAAUAACUAAUUUCUUGCCCUGCUGAAAAUGUAUAUUUUGGAAUUGCACUGAAACUGAAUUGAUCAUUUGGAAAAACGAUUGUUGUUUUGUUUGCUUAUUGUUGAAUUAAAUCAAAAACUUUUUAUUUCUUUUCAAAACAAAUAAAAUAAAUAAUAAAUAUACACUCCCCACCACUCUUUUGGGGUUGUUUGAAACAGGA
Molecule: messenger RNA, 2033 nt
Organism: Syngnathus typhle (broad-nosed pipefish)
Lineage: Eukaryota; Metazoa; Chordata; Actinopteri; Syngnathiformes; Syngnathidae
Gene: fam72a
Product: family with sequence similarity 72 member A
Exons: 4
Coding region: 384-800 (138 amino acids)
Cellular component (GO): cytosol
Source: RefSeq, a predicted model, not a curated record